AAGAUGGGUUGGGUCGGCAGGCGACUGACACUCCCCCGUUGGGCUCGCGCGGCGCCGACUUCCCCACCUCCUCCCCUCUCGCCCACGAGCACAGCACGCGCCGCGCGGUGGUGGUUUCUCUCUCUCUCUCUCCUGCGACCAAAUCUGCAGCGCGAGGGAGGGGGAGCCACGCACACUGAGGGCGGCCCUGCUCCUGCUCUGGUACCCGUCUGCGGGCGCUCGGUGGUCUCCCCAGCGAUCCCGCAGCCAUGAACAUCUUCAAGAAGAAGGUCGACCCCAAAGAGGCUCUCAGGACCAGCAAACGUGAAAUGGCGGUCGCCACACGGGGAGUUGAGCGAGAGAUUGGCUCCCUGCAAAUGGAGGAGAAGAAGCUGGUUGCAGAGAUAAAGAAGACUGCCAAGACUGGAAAUGAGGCGGCAACCAAAAUAUUAGCUCGGCAACUUGUCAGGCUCAGGCAACAGAUCCUCAAUUUGCAAGGCUCACGGGCACAGAUUCGUGGAGUAGCUACUCACACACAGGCAAUGUAUGCAGGUACCUCAAUCUCUGCUGGAAUGAAAGGUGCAAGCAAAGCGAUGGCAGCAAUGAAUAAGCAAAUGGAGCCGGCGAAACAGAUAAAGGUCAUGAAAGAAUUCCAGAAGCAAUCAACUCAGUUGGACAUGACGCUUGAAAUGAUGUCCGAUGCCAUUGAUGAAACACUCGACAAAGAUGAGGCGGAAGAGGAAACAGAAGAGCUUACAAACCAGGUCCUUGACGAGAUCGGUGUCGAUGUGGCUUCUCAGCUUUCUUCGGCUCCUAAAGGUCGCAUCGGAGCAACUAACAAGAAAGUUGACAACAGCCAAGCACGAAAUGCUGCGGCUCCUGCAAGAAACGUGGCGGCACCGCCAGAAUCCUCUGCAGAAGUUGACGAUCUGGAGCGGCGAUUGGCGUCUCUCCGCCGCAUCUGAGCCCGGAGCUGCUGAAGGAAGAACUUGUAAUAGUAGCCGUUCAUCUAUAUUUGUAAAGUUGUUUAGCGAUGACAUGAUAAUGAUUGCCUGCUAUGUUGUAGGGAAAUAUCAAACUGCACAUGAUGCGAUUGAACCUACCUAGUCUCCUGUCUUUA
Messenger RNA from Panicum virgatum (switchgrass), 1099 nucleotides. Its product is annotated as vacuolar protein sorting-associated protein 2 homolog 2-like. The coding region runs from base 249 to 944 and encodes 231 amino acids. NCBI's taxonomy places the organism in Eukaryota, Viridiplantae, Streptophyta, Magnoliopsida, Poales, Poaceae. The record is from RefSeq and is a predicted model, not a curated record. Gene Ontology annotation, cellular component: multivesicular body; ESCRT III complex. The transcript is spliced from 11 exons. Gene Ontology annotation, biological process: late endosome to vacuole transport; protein transport; endosome transport via multivesicular body sorting pathway.